Amphiprion ocellaris (clown anemonefish) is the source of this 4100-nucleotide messenger RNA. It is a transcript of the gene tmem87a, whose product is annotated as Transmembrane protein 87A-like. The record is from RefSeq and is a predicted model, not a curated record. Gene Ontology annotation, biological process: retrograde transport, endosome to Golgi. Bases 55 to 1995 code for a protein of 646 amino acids. The transcript is spliced from 21 exons. Lineage: Eukaryota; Metazoa; Chordata; Actinopteri; Pomacentridae. Gene Ontology annotation, cellular component: Golgi apparatus; membrane.
UCGGCUUGUUGUGAGUUGUCUCGGUGGUUCAACUUCUUCUUCCUGGUGGCUCUAAUGGCGGGCUCCGCGGGUCCGGGUCGGUCCGGUCCGGGACUCUGGUCCUCGGCGCUGCUGCUGCUGCUGCUGGCGGCGCUGUGGGCUCCGGUGGUGUCGGUGUCGGAACCGGGGAAGUGGAUCGUGGACGUGGACAGCGAAUCUCUGAAGAAGCAGAACUUGUUCUUCUUCACUAAAACUCUGUUCAAUGGGAGCUUCGUCCACCUCAAAGUUAUUGCAGAUAAGUGUAACUCGUCGUCUCCGGUGAGUCUGAACGUCUCGUGGUAUCUGAGGAACUCUCACUGCUACGACGAAGUCUUCAGCCUCAACUCUACGCGGAUUGUAGAGUACUUCAGGUCGACGAAAGUGAAAGCAGACGGAGGAAGUGGUUUCUUCGUUUUCCACCAGUAUCCACGCAUCGUCUGCAAGGAGCACAUGGAUCCUCAUGUGUUCAGUCUGGACACCUUCGAUGAGAAAACCCGACUGACUGAAGCUCUGAAGCAGCAACAGCCAGCCACUGAGGAAACUUCAGGGAGGAAAAGGAGAGACGCUCCGAAACCAAAGGCUCCUGCAGGAGAGAAGAACCCUGCACCAGUAACUAAAGAAGAAACUAAAGCAACUAAAGAAGAACCUAAACCAGAAACUAAAAAAGAACCUAAACCAGAAACUAAAAAAGUAACUAAACCAGAAAAUAAAGAAGAAACUAAAGAAGAAACUAAAGACGCUGCCGUCCCUGCUGCGAUAAAGCCGGCUGCUCAUCCUCAUUUCGACGCUGUGGCUCAGAGCUGGGAGGACGGACCCUACAUGUUCAUCCUCAGCAUCAAAGAGAUCAAAGACAAGAGCCGAGUGACGACGGAGGGCACCACCAACCCAUGGAGUCUACAGCUUCAGAUCAGCAUGGACCAGGAGACUCAUCAGUUCAUAUCAGCCUCUGAGUGGCCUCUGAUGGUGUUCUACAUGGUGAUGUGCAUCGUCUACGUCCUGCUAGCCGUCCUCUGGCUGGUCCUGUCCGCCUGCUACUGGAGGGAUCUGCUCCGGAUCCAGUUCUGGAUCGGAGGCGUCAUCUUCCUGGGAAUGAUCGAGAAGGCCGUCUACUAUGCCGAGUUCCAGAGCAUCAGAUACGACGGCCAGUCGGUCCAGGGGGCGGUGGUGUUUGCUGAGGUGCUGUCGGCCGUGAAGAGGACUCUGGCCAGAGUGUUGGUGAUCAUCGCCAGUCUGGGAUACGGAAUCGUCAAACCCAGACUGGGAGCUCUGCUACACAGAGUGGUUGGAGUCGGACUGCUCUACCUGAUCUUCUCCAUCGUGGAGGGAAUCCUCCGAGUCAACGCUUGUUAUUGUGUGUCUCUCCAGGGUCGAGGCGAUAACACCAGCAGCAGGAUUCUGUGUGACAUCAUUCUGGCCUUCACUGACUCCUGUGUUGUCUGGUGGAUCUUCGUGAGUCUGGCCCAGACGAUGAAGCUGCUGAGGCUGAGGAGGAACGUGGUGAAGCUGUCGCUCUACAGACAUUUCACCAACACCCUCAUCUUCGCCGUCAUCGCUUCGGUCAUCUUCAUCAUCUGGACCACGAAGACCUUCAGGAUGUCCAGGUGUCAUUCGGACUGGAGGGAGCUGUGGAUCGACGACGCUUUCUGGCGCUUCCUGUUCUCCACCAUCCUAUUGGUCAUCAUGUUCCUAUGGCGACCAUCGGCCAGCAACCAGAGAUACGCCUUCAGUCCUCUGGUGGACGAGGAGAGUGAAGAUGAGGAGAAGGAGCCGAUGAUGAACGAAGCUUUCGAGGGGAUGAAGAUGAGGGGGACGAAGAAUGAGACCAACGGUACAGUGAAGCCCAACAAGGUGGAUGAGGAUCUGAAAUGGGUGGAGGAGAACAUCCCUUCAUCGAUGGCGGACGUCGCCCUGCCGCCCCUGCUGGACUCAGACGAGGAAACCAUGACGACCAAGUUUGAGAUGUCCAAGAUGGAGUAGAGGAUCUAAAGUUGUUUAAAGUGACGGAUGAAGGAGGGAAGUAGAGGAGAAGUUUUGUGAUUUAACCCCUGACUUUCUGAGCUUUGUAAGCCUUGAUUGUACAGAAAUGGGAGCAGAAGGGAUCACAGCGGCUCUCUGGUCCUUUUACUUUUAUUUUUAUGGCCUGUUUGUAUUUAAAUCUCUGAGUUUAUGAAUCUAUAAAUCUCUACAGUAUAUUUUGACAGGUUGGACUCGUUGCCUUUUCACCGUUUACAUGCAGAGGAGCUUUUUUGAAUCAUUUUUAAAGUUCUUUUUUGUGUUUUCUGUCAGAACUUCUUCGUCCUGUAAAAACCAAAGUUGUGAAUCAGGAGGUAAAAUGUGAACCAAGUAUUAGGUUUUUUUUCCAGAUUAUUUCGGUGCAGUUCGAACCUUUACUCAUAAAUUCUGGUUGUAAACUUCCAGAUGUUUCCCACAAACUUCCCCUCUUUAGUUUGGUGACUUUUUGGAGUUAAAAAAAUCCAGAUUUGACCAAGCUUCUGAUGAGGUUUCUUCACUUUCACCAAUUUUUUUUGUUUUUUUUUCUUGCUUGAAGCAUCUCUAAAGCUCACAAAGGUUCACAGAAAGAAUCAACCCAAUAAUCCACCUUCUGUUCCACUGAGGGGAAACUUUUGCAUUUUUGACUUUUGCUGCAGCAUCAAAUGAGAAAAAAAUGACACAAAAUGACAUAAAAUGAGAGGAAUGAGACAUGAAAUGAGAAAAAUUAGACACAAAGGGACACAAAACCAGAAAAACAAGACACAAUGACACAAAAUGAGAAAAAUGAGACAUGAAAUGAGAAAAAUGAGACACGAAAUGAGAAAAAUGAGACGCAAAAUGAGAAAAAUGAGAACAUGCCACAACAUGAGAAAAAUGAAACUCAAAAUGAUACAAAAUGAGAACAAGACACAAAUGACACAAAAUGAGAAAAAUGAGACAACAUAAGACAAUAUGAGAAAAAUGACAAAAUGAGAAAAAUUAGAGAAAAUGAGAAAAAUGAGGCACAAAAUGACAAAAUUAGAAAAACAAGACAAGUAAUGACACAAAAUGAGAAAAAUGAGACACAAAAUGACGCAUAUCUAAACAAAAAUGAGAUGUAAUACCACAAAAUGACUCAAAUUGAGAAAAACAAAACUAAAUGACACAAAACAAGACAAAAUUAUAUUAAAUGAGAAAAAUGUGAUGCAAAAUGACACAAAAUGAGAAAAAUGAGACAACUUCUGCAUUUUUGACUUUUGCUGCAGCAUCUCAACAAGUAAUAAAUGGAAUUCACUGUUUGUGGACAUUUAAGAAGAACCAGAGAAUUUAUACUUAAAAAUCACUCAUACAACAAUGAAAAUAGUUGCAGAACAAGUUAAAAGUUGACGACUGAUUAAUAUUCAAACUAAACAUUAACGGGUUUGAAAGACAUUUUAUCUUUAGAAAUAUCACCAAAAUGACAUCAGAUUUUCAACUUUCCAACAGUCCUUGAAUGCACCACGUGUGGGGAAAAGUCAGACGUGAGCUGAAAUUAUAAAAUUCAUCAAAAUCACUUUAUUCUGCUUGCGUCAUUCAUAAAUUUGCCAAAAAAAUCAAGCGUUUGCACUGAAAAGACAAAAAGUCAGAGUUUUAGGUUGAAUUGCAGGCAGUGUUUCCACAGGCCGCGUUUUCUCUUUCAAAAUAAAGGUCUAGAUUACCCGGUCGACCAACCAGGAACAGUAGAAACACAAUGAGUGUGUGACUUUAAAAGAUAGAAAGUUUCAGAUUUUUGUCAUUAAUAACUGAAAUAAACUUAAACUAAUUUAAUGUGAGGAAAAAAACCUGCUGGAAGUGAAAAAAAAAUGUUGGGAAAUAUGUGAUACAAGAAGCUCAAAUUUCACGGAUAUCUUUAUAAAUAUUUAUAUUUUAUGGUGCGAAAUCAGAUAAAUCAGAUGUUGAGGAGAAGCCGUUCUAAUAAAUCUGAGAUGUUUAAAGAAGAAUCAUCAGUUUUCUGUUUGUGUUUAAAAGUCGUGUUGUUGGUUUGAAGUCUCAGCGUCUCACUUCUGUUAAACACCGUCGCUGCUGCUUGGUUUGUAAAUACACCAGUUGAUAAUAAAAACCUGGAAAGUCAA